Tarenaya hassleriana is the source of this 889-nucleotide messenger RNA. RefSeq names its product protein LURP-one-related 17. The record is from RefSeq and is a predicted model, not a curated record. Bases 107 to 766 code for a protein of 219 amino acids. The transcript has 2 exons. NCBI's taxonomy places the organism in Eukaryota, Viridiplantae, Streptophyta, Magnoliopsida, Brassicales, Cleomaceae.
CACACCCAUUAUAUAUACACACACACGGAAACACGAAAUACCUAAUCUUACGCCAUCUGUGUUUAUAAAUUAGGCAACGAGAUCUAGAAGUAGAAAGAGUCUUAAUAUGUUCCCUUUCUUGAAGUAUAUCUCGAGGUCGGUCCACGAGGAAUACCAGCCGCCGCAUCCGGAGGCGCGUGAGAUUGUAGACGGUGGCGCGUGCACCACACUCACGGUGUGGAGGAAAUCGCUUCUGGUGAGUUGCGAAGGGUUCACGGUGAUCGAUUGGAAAGGAGAUCUGGUGUAUCGGGUCGAUAACUACGCCCGAACCCGACCCGAAGAGCUCCUCCUCAUGGACAAAGACGGCAACUCCGUCCUCUUCAUGCGCCGUCUUAAGAAAUUUACAAUGGUGGACAGAUGGGGUAUAUAUGACGCCAAGGACACUGAGGAUACAAAUGCAAUUAAACCACCGAAGCGUCCGAUUUGGUGCGUCAAGAAGAACGUCAACGCAAAGAUUUUGGGCAACAGUUCCGACAUUCUGGCGUACGUUUAUUACGGGCCGUUCGAUAAGAAGCACGCCUACGUCAUCAAAGGAUCGUACGGUUGUAGAUCGUGCAAAGUAGUACACGGUUCGUCGAACCGGACAGUGUCGGAGAUCAAGACGAAACAGGCUAAACCCGAAGGGGUUCGGUUCGGUUUAGAUGUUUUUGAUUUGGUCGUGUAUCCCGGUUUCGACCCCGGUCUAGCAAUGGCUCUGGUUUUGCUGUUAGACCGAAUGUUUUCUUGAUCGUCACUUUGUAAAAUAAAAAGUUUUGAGGCUUUUCUACAUAACUUGUAGAAAAAAUGAAAUUGAAAUGUAUAGCUGCUCUAGUAGCAGUUGGUUUUAAUAUUUUCAAAACGUCUUUUUCCU